AUGGAGAAGGGGCUCGGGGGCUCGGACAGUAACUGCGGGGGGGGCUCCAGAAGCCGAGUCGUGGGGUCAGACCCCGGCCCGGGAGCCCCAAAGCCCCGUCCGGUCAGGGCUGGGGGAGGGAGCCCGAGUCCCGGCUGCGUGGGCCUUGGAAACAAGCCGGCGGGGGCGGGUGGGGGCCAAGGCCCCUGUUUUGGGUGUCGGAAGCCGAGAGGGAGCCGAGCGUCCGCGGGACGCGACGCUUCACGCAGAGGCCGAGUCCUGCGGCGGGGGAGGGUGAAACCGGGCUCGUUCGGCCAAUUUGGGGGCUUCAGACCAGGAUCCUUCGGCCAGUUUUGGGUUCCUGAACUGGAGACCAAGUCCUGUGUUUUGGAGCUCAGAAGCGGAGACCAAGUCCAGCAUUUGGGGGCUUUAAACCGGGCUCAUUUGGCCAAUUUCAGGUUUCUGAAAAGAGAGACUAAGUCCUGCGUUUUUGGGCUCAGAGGCAGAGCCCAAGCCUGGCAUUUCAGGGCUUCAAUCCAGGCUCAUUCGGCCAAUUUUGCGUUUCUGAAAAGAGAGACUAAGUCCUGUGUUUUGGGAGUGUGAAACCAGGCUCAUAUGCGCAGUUUAAGGGCUUGACAAGAGAGACCAAGUCCUGCAUUUUGGGGCUUCAGUUGAGGCUCAUUCGGCCGGUUUUGGGUUUGGGAACUGGAGACUAAGUCCUGCAUUCUGGGGCUCAAAACCAGGCUCACCUGGCCCAUUUUGGGGCUUCAGACCAGGCUCCCUGGGCCAGUUUCGGGUUUGGGAACUGGAGCCCAAGUCCUGUAUGCUGGGGCUCAGGCCACAUCCCCCGUGUCGGUGCAUGAAAAGCAGAGCCCCAGCCCCGCCUCGCUGGGACCGGGCCCGGGCUCACGGGGGCAGCCGGAGGGUCGGAAGGCAGCGAGCGAGCCCGGCCUCCCCGGGCUCCGGGGGCUUGAGGCCGGGCUCAGCUCACUUGCCCGGUGCUGGGGCUCAGGAGACAGACCCGGCCCCGGGUUCGGGGGCUCAGGACCGGCCCCCGUCGCUGCUGCGGGGCCGGGCGGCGGAGCCCCAGCCCCGCGGGUUCCCGGGGAGGGUGCGGGGGGAGACGGCGCUGCCGGAGGAGCCGGGAGGCCCCUUCCCCGGGGGUCGGAGGGUGCGGCGGGACCCGGGCAGACGGUGCCGGGGCAGCCCCAGCCCUCGUCCGGCGUCUGCGCGGAGCCGCCGAUGCCUGUUCCGGGAGACCGGCCCCGGCAGAGCCCCGGCGGGAGCGGGAGAGGCGGGACUUGGGCCGCCGGUCCCCGCUCGGCCCCGGAGCGCGGCUCCUCCUGCCCGCGGCGCCGGGACGGGGAGGGCCAGGCGGGGCUCGGGGCUCCAGAGCGGCCGGUCCCCCGGCUGCUCGGGGCGGGAGAGAGCCCCGGGCCCCGCACCCCGCCCGGCCGGGGCUCCCCCGCCGGCACCGCGCGCCCGCGAGGCCCGGCCCCGGCCUCCCC
Aquila chrysaetos chrysaetos is the source of this 1487-nucleotide messenger RNA. RefSeq names its product translation initiation factor IF-2-like. NCBI's taxonomy places the organism in Eukaryota, Metazoa, Chordata, Aves, Accipitriformes, Accipitridae. The record is from RefSeq and is a predicted model, not a curated record. The coding region runs from base 1 to 582 and encodes 193 amino acids. The transcript is spliced from 2 exons.